UGAAUCAAGACCAUUACAGAGAGAAAGGCGGCCCUGCUGUGCAGUCAGUCAGUGUGCUGCUGCCAGUGUGAGAUGAGGCCGGGGGUGUGACUGUGUGUAACAUGGAGGCUGGCUUGUGUACCAUUUCCUCCUCCGCCGCCAUUUUGUGUCGGAGGCGCUGUUACUGAGAAACAGAGGGGAGAAGACGAGCGCGAAAACACAGUGUGCAUGAGCCGAGCCCAGGCGGCGCCGUGACAGAGGGACCCGCUCUACGCCCCACCGAGACCCGACAUUUGUCGUCCGGUUCCCUGAGAGGGCGGUGUAAGCAGCAGGAGCCGCCCGGGCUGCGCAGCUUCCGCUGUAGGUCACAAUGACUAACGAAGAACCUCUUCCAAAAAAGGUUCGUUUCAGUGAAGCUGAUUUCAAGCUUUUACCAAGGGAAGAGCUUCUUCAAAGGUGGAAGCAAUAUGAAGCAUACGUCCAAGCUCUUGAAAACAAAUAUACUGACCUGAAUUCUAAUGAUGUGACUGGACUUCGGGAAUCUGAAGAAAAGCUAAAGCAGCAACAGCAGGAGUCUGCUCGACGGGAGAACAUACUAGUAAUGAGAUUGGCUACGAAAGAGCAGGAGAUGCAGGAAUGCACGAACCAAAUUCAACACCUCAAGCAAGUCCAGCAGCCAAGUGUUGCCCAGCUGAGAACUACUAUGGUUGACCCAGCCAUCAACUUGUUUUUCCUCAAAAUGAAAGGUGAACUGGAACAGACUAAAGACAAACUGGAACAAGCCCAAAAUGAACUGAGUGCCUGGAAAUUUACGCCUGAUAGCCAAACAGGCAAAAAAUUAAUGGCGAAGUGUCGAAUGCUUAUCCAGGAGAAUCAGGAGCUGGGGAGGCAGUUGUCCCAGGGUCGUAUUGCUCAACUUGAGGCAGAGUUGGCUUUGCAGAAGAAAUAUAGUGAGGAGCUUAAAAGCAGUCAGGAUGAACUAAAUGACUUCAUCAUUCAGCUUGACGAGGAGGUGGAGGGAAUGCAAAGCACGAUCUUAGUUCUUCAGCAGCAGCUAAAGGAAUCCCGCCAGCAGCUAUCUCAGUUCCAGCAGCAGCAGUCUCAAAGUUCUGCUAACAGAACUCUUGCAGAGCCCAAAGAAGAAGGAGAAUCUACCAGUAAAGAUUGCAGUCGUCUGUCAAAUGGACCAAGCAAUGGUGGCUCUUCUCAUAAGAGAACUCACAGCUCUGUUGGGCAUUAUAGGGAGGGCAGUAGCGCAGAAGAAGACUUUCCUGUGUCUCCUGUGAAUGAGGGCAAGCUGUCAAACCACUCAGAGGAGAGAACUGGUAGAAGUGGAGGCAGCUUCUUGAAUCAGCUUAGUACUGGGUAUGAAAGUGUAGACUCACCUACUGGAAGUGAGAACUCUCUCACUCACCACUCUAAUGAUACAGACUCCAAUCAUGACUCUCUGGAGGAGAAACCAAGGAGUGGAAAGGGCAAAAGAACUGCGAGCUCCCGUCACAUUCAGAAUGGCUUGGACUCUGGUGCAAAUGUACAGGGUUCCAUUUUGUAAAAAGGAUUUUUUUUUCUUUAAUUUUUUUUUUAUUUUAUUUUUUAUACACUUUAAUUUCAGAGUUCAUACUGUCCAGGAAUAGUGCAUAUUUUGUCAUAAAGUUGCCGAGUUUUGUUUUGCAUUGUUGCUUAAUGUAAUACCUCUGCCAAUUUGAACGUUUUAACAGUUAAUUACAUUGCAAAUUGCAAAAAAAAUGCCAUUUGUGUGGACAGUUAUUUUUGUCAGUUAAUGAAAUGUUGAUUAAAGAUUAACAAUGUUGGAAAUUCACAUCAAUGAUGUCUGUACAACUGUUCAUCUAAAACUUGCUGUAUAAUGGCAUUCCUACCCAUGUUUCCAUCAUACUUAGACUUUACCAACACCUUGUCAUGGUACUGUGGGUUUGGCUGCCAAAAUUUGCCCAGUAAUGUAGUUUUAUCACAAAAAGUUGGACUAUUAGGAAAGUGCUCUGGUAGUUUCAUGUUUAAACAGUUUUAUUUUCCUCUUCCGCAAAUAUCUGUACAUACUACUUAUUUUCCUUCUUUAGAUGGCUGAAUGUUUGACACUUGUGUGCAGUUACUCAGUUUUUGAAACUGUUGUACCUUGUUUAUGCAUAUGACUGUGACUGCAAUAUUACCAUGCCUGUACUUACCAAACCAAAAUAAAGAUUUUUAAUAAUGUCA
This is a messenger RNA of Pseudophryne corroboree (corroboree frog), 2190 nucleotides long. RefSeq names its product WT1 associated protein (gene WTAP). The transcript is spliced from 8 exons. Gene Ontology annotation, biological process: regulation of alternative mRNA splicing, via spliceosome. Gene Ontology annotation, cellular component: nucleus. Lineage: Eukaryota; Metazoa; Chordata; Amphibia; Anura; Myobatrachidae. The record is from RefSeq and is a predicted model, not a curated record. Bases 350 to 1531 code for a protein of 393 amino acids.